Messenger RNA from Symbiodinium necroappetens, 855 nucleotides. The record is from the annotation of a GenBank genome assembly. Lineage: Eukaryota; Dinophyceae; Suessiales; Symbiodiniaceae.
AUGAAGCUGGACAAGUUUGUGAAGGUGAAGAAGGCCAUGGAUGACAUGGUGUUCGCCCUGCAGAAGGAGCAGGAAGACGAGGUGACGCAGAAAGACUAUUGCGUCGAGGAAUUCCGUGAGAACAAGCUGAAGGCGGAAGGGAAGACCCGCCUUAAAGCCACGUUGGUGGCCAAGGAGAAUGCCAUCGACAUCGAAACGCCGAAGACGGAGCAGGAGACCUACGAGUCGGAGGUGGCCGAGAUGCAGAAGCAGUUGAAGCUGGCAGGCCAGAACCGAGAGAAAGAGAACACGCAGUUUCAGAAGGUCAUCACGGAGCAGCGUGAGACGCAGAGGCUCCUCAAGGAGGCGCUCGUGGUGCUUGGAAAGUUCUACAACAAGGAGUCCCUCAUCCAGGUUCACGCCGAGGCCGGUCCGGAGUCACCGGGCGGCUUCGAGGACUACAAAAGCAACGGCAAGAGCUUCGGCGUCAUGACGAUGCUCCAGACGCUCGUUGAGGACUCGGCAGCCAUGGAGAAGGAGGCAAUCCGGGCUGAGAAGAGCGCACAGAAGGCCUACGAGGCCUUCGCUGCCGACACCACGGACUCCGUGGCGAAGAAGGAAGCAGCGAUUGCCAGCAAGAAAGCUGAGAAGGCCAAGCUGAAGAAGACCCUGACCCAGACUCGCAAGGCCCGCAAGGGGGCGGAAAAGUCGUUGGACAGCCUUGCGCAGACGAAGGCGGAGCUCCACGAGAGCUGUGACUUUCUGCUGGCGAACUUCGAUGCCCGCCAGGCAGCGCGCGAGGACGAGAUGGACUCGGUCAAGAAGGCCAAGGCUAUCCUCUCCGGAGCCACUUUCGCCGAGAUCCAGCUUGACUGA